GAAUUGACAGCAAUCAAACGUGCUCUACAAGAACAUAUCGACUUGGAUCCGCGGAGUACUUUACGCGUGCUUUGCGAUCAAUGUAGCUCCGAUCCGGGAGACAUUGUAGAUGGCGAAGAACGCAUGCUCCGGAUACGAUUACGAGGGUUGGUACUCCAGUUUAUCGCAGAGAAGUAUCGCGUAUGCAUAGCGAGAGUCGUGAAGGAACGUCAAGUGGAGGAAAUUCUGUUGAACGGCAUGCUUGGGGUGAAUCAGUCCAUGUCGUCUCUUGUUACCUACUCCUGCUAA
Molecule: messenger RNA, 288 nt
Organism: Fomitiporia mediterranea MF3/22
Lineage: Eukaryota; Fungi; Basidiomycota; Agaricomycetes; Hymenochaetales; Hymenochaetaceae
Exons: 1
Source: RefSeq, a predicted model, not a curated record